GUGAAGUUGUUUUGAACCUGAGGGGAAUUUCAACCACUGAGAUAUGAACAUCAGUUUAAGUAGUACAACACAACAGCUGUAAGAGUUGAGGUGGAAUUUGUCUUACCAUGAUGCCAGGAGACAGCCAGUCCAAGACGCUCGCAGUCGGGGCGGACGCCACGGUUGGAAACUGUCAAAACUGUUGUGUUCUGCAUCAGAGCCUGACCGAGUAUGUCUCCUCAUUUCUGGCUCUGAAACAGAAGAUAACAGUUUCAGAUGACACGAUCAGGCUUCAACAGCAGCUGGAGGAGCUGCAGAUCAGAUUGGUCACUCUGGAGAAAAAGACUGCAGAUUAUGAAUCUUUGCAAGCUGAACUGGAAGAAAAGAAGAGUGCUCUUCAGGACUGCGGACAGAUGUCAGAAGAGAUGGAAAAAUUGAAGCAGGAGAACAGCAAGACAAUGACAGAGAAAACGAAGCUUGAGGACCAGCUAAAAGAUGUGGAAGAACUGAUGGAAACGCAGUCACUUGAAAGUGCACAGCUGAAGAGGGAAAAGGCCAUAGUAGAAAAUGACUUGCUGAAAACACAGACAUCCUUGAGGAAAUCUGAGGCACAAGCAAGUCAAGUUGAAAAAUUAAUAGAGGAGAAAGCCAAAACAACAAGCAUAAAGGAACAGCUUGCAAGUAAAGUGAGUCAGCUUGAAGAAUCAGUUUCCAAACAGAAUCAUCAAAUAACCCAACUGACCAAAGACAAGAGCCUGCUGGAGAAACACAUUGAUGACCUGCAGAAUAUCGCAGUGCAUCAACUCAAGCAAGACCACCUGAGGAGCAUAAAGUUGAUAAAGACAAGUUUCGGCUGCUUCUGGAUAACUUGUGGGCAUGUGUGGAACCUCAGCAGCAGCAGUCAGCAAACCUUCUGGACUUACCUGAAGUCCAUCAAGCAACAGGCAUCUUCACAAUUAAAAAGUGACAAGAAGCAAACAGACACUCCCACAAAGGCCAAGCGAGUUUCCAAGACACACACAACAGAGGAGUCAUCCACAUGCAGGAACAGCCCUGACAUAACUGUUGAGGAGAUACUGGAAUUGUUUAAGCCACUUUUUGCCUGCAUAUCACCACUACCAGAUUUGGACCCUGAUAUGGAGUCUAUGGAAACAGAACAUGCUGAAAAGACUGAAGAUGGUGAAAAGGAAACCCCUUCCAAACCUUCUGAUGACUCUCUUCCUCCUCAACAAGAAGAGUCUGUACUCAUCACAACAUCAAGCCAUUGCCUAAAUGCUUUUACAUUACCAGGAAAGGAAAAUGAAGAUUUGCCAGUGGUCACAACACAGGAAAUGGAACAGAGUUCCAGUGAAAAUGACUCCAAAGACUUGGGACAAAAUGAGUUGAGUGUCAUUACUGAUGCUACUGACUUAAUGAAGGACAAAAUACAUGGUACAGACAGUGAAGACAUUCAUCUUCAAAAAGACAUGCAGACUGUGCAAUUAGUAUCUGCAUCAUUAAGUGCUGCAAGUCAAGAGCCAAGCAGCAGUGUCAAUCCCAGUAGCAGUACCAAUGAAGGUUCAGAAAAAGUAUCACUGGAACAUGCUCAAGGAGAGGCGAGCAAAGAUCAGUCUGCAAAUAUUGUACCAAUUUCUGUAGACACAACCUCUUCUGAUGUCACUGGUGCCAAAAUAAUCAACCCUGAUGGAGGAGAAUCACUCAGAGCAAGUGAUAACUCUGUAGUCUCUGAAGCUGCAUUAGAUGUACAGACAGUUACUUCCUCAAAAUGUAUUGACAAUGAACAGGACAGCAAGGUUACAAAUAAUGAAAAUGAUUCAUUGGGAAAUCAUGAUACCACAGUCUUGAAGCCCCAGGAGAAAGAAGGAUCUCCUUGCAAGGACUCAGAAAUGCCAGAAGAAGGAUGUCCUUGCAAGGACUCAGAAAUGCCAGAAGAAGGAUGUCCUUGCAAGGACUCAAAAGUGCCAGAAGAUAACCCCUGUUUGUCAAGCAGUGACAUCAUCAGUAGUGUGUCCAAUAAAAAUCUUGAAAGUGGAAAUGAAAGCGAUGCAACAAACCCUCUCGGAGAGGAAAUUGGAAUUGAAGCACAACAAAGUGAUACAGUCGAUGUGACCGCUUCUCCCUGUGAUUCAAAUGGUGGCGUUAGACCUCCAUCACCUCUUAAUUCUUCAUUGUUGAAGAUGGAUGAUGCAGAUGAGGCCCAGCAGCAUUCUGGUCAUGCAAAUGAUGAAACUUCUUUAAUAAAGGAUGUUCACUCAGAGACAUUGAGCAGUGAGAUCACAACAGAUCAUGGACCUUCUCUUUCUAUCACAGAGACUGUUAACUGUGAAUCUUUGAAAGGAGACACACAUUCUCUGUGCAGGCGGUUGAGUCCAUCGUGUUUGUUACCCUCUAUAAAACUGCAGGCUUUGGAUGCUCCCCCAAAGCAAGAAAAAGUGAACAUUGGAAUAAACAUUGAACAUUCUACCGAUGAAAAAACUCCACAGCCUGAGAAAGAUGAUGCUGUAGAAAUGGCUAUUAUCGAAGAGUCGCCUCAAAACAAAGUCGAUACAAGUGACAAGAUAGUGGGCAAAUCUUGUGUUGGACAAACUGACAGUCAUACUAACUCAUUCAAACAAAGUGCAGCUGCCACAAGCAAACAAGACAAAUGUUUGAAGUCAUUUACGGAAGUACUUGAAAAACAAAGCCCAGAUAUGAUGAAAGAAGUGGCCUCCCCAGCUAGCCCACUGGCUGAUGCUUCUGCAGAAACAACCAUCCAGCUAUCAGAAGCCAUAGGCCAACUUCGCUGUGACAUGGGCCCUCCACUCCCUCCUCUCCUAACCCCUCUGAGCACGCCUCCAAAGCUGGGCAAACCAAUCAAUCCGAGGCAGGCUAUUGGGAAGCUUUUAUUUCCUUCGCCUCUAGAUAGAUUGGCUUCUCCUACCACUCCUGUCCAGACUUACUCGACACCCAACAGUCAGCUAGUGAGUUCCUCAUCCCUCAACAGUCCACUCCCUCCAAACGGAGUCCCCUCAUCACCCCUUCAGUUUGGCUCCGCCACCCCGAAACACGCUGUGCCAGUCCCCGGUCGCCUGCCCACGACAGCAAUGAAUUCCUCUCCUUCCUCUGCCUCCAGUCCAUCUCAGGAAAACUCCAUGAGGAUUCUGGACACCAUGUACCCAGAGCUCUCUGCCCGGGCCCGAACUCUGAGCAUUCUCAGAGGGAACGUCAGCCUCAGCAUUUGUUCUUCAGAGACUGGGACAUUAACUACAGCAACCGAUAGUCAGAUGUCCGGUUUUAAAACUAUUAAUUCCACUUCAACAGCCUUCACCAAGACUGAGACGAGGGGAGAAAAGAGACAAGGCAGCAAUUUGCUUCAACCUAAAAGCAGCAAAUGUCUCAGGCUGGAUAGCUGCUCUCCUGUUGUUAGGCGGAAGCAGGAGCCUUCCUCCUCUUCAAACAGUGGAGAUGAGACUGUCUCAUCCCAGACUCUGAAUGUCGAACUGCUCAAAAAUGAAAUCACUUGUCCGUUGAUGGAAGGUGGAGAACCCACAGAGCAAAAUCUAAUCAUUAGCUUUUUAAAGAGAAUUGAAAACCAGGCCUUUGAUCUGUUGCCUGUGAUCCAGAGCCACCUGUAUGUUGGGAACCUGCCCAAAAAGCCUGUCCUGAGAGACGAAGAGAAGGAGGUCAUCUCUGAGAUUUGUCAAAACAACGUGCUCAAGGCAGAUGAUCUGAUGUUAGCCAUCCUGAACAAACUAAAAACAGAGAAAAGAGACCUCGGCAGAAACUACAUGCAUGCCCUCUGCAGAGUCUACACAGCAGUCUGCCGACAGAACAAAGACUGGGAGAAGGCUCAUGUCCUGGCUUACAGCAUUCUCACAGAAGAUUUCCCAGACUGUGCUAAACUGAUUUUGUUUAUGGUGACAACAUGGCCCAGUGUGCUGUCAAGUAGAAGUUGUCUGUGCCAGGCAGUACAUGCUGUCACCAGACACAAAGCACCAGAAGACAUCUUCAAAUGCCUUUCAGCAUUCCUCGGUUGGGAGAAGAGUCCUCCCUGUGACAUCGACCAGCUGAUCUCCAGAACACUGUCUGAGAUCCGGUCAGGGUCAGGCCUGUCUUUCACAAAACACAGCCGGUACGGGGACGACCUGGGGCCUGAGGCUUGGGAAUGCGUCUUCACACUGCACCUCCUUUGUACACAAAAGACGUGGAAAUGGACCUAUGAAAAUUUGUUGGGCAAAGAUUUGUGGCCAUUAAUGAACACAUGGGUGACACAGCCGAGAGACCAACAAGCCCCCGUCUCUGAUGUGACUGUCGCCACCGUCCUCAGGCUCAUAGCACGCCUUGGUCAACUGGGAAUCAAAGAGAGGUGUGUCUCCUCCGUGGUAACUGUUGCCAAUGUCAUCAACACGUUCGGUAGACACGGACAGAGUGAAGGAGUGCCAUGGGAGGUCCAAUUAGCUGCCGUGUACUGCAUCUAUGAACUGUCUCCCUGCAAUCCCAAACAAGCACUGGAAGCACUUGCAGGAUGGAGAGGAGAAGCAUCUCAGAGUGCCCCCCCUGCUGUCACCAGCUGCAUUAACCAGUUAGCUUCUGUGUGCAGGCAGGUCAAAAGCUGAGAUGCACACGCUGCACACAUACAUGUGGAUGUCAAGAUUCCAGUCUGCACCUAAAGACAGGCUGAAUGUAAAUAUUCCAAAACCUUGAUUUUACAUAUGAGCUGUUUACCAUUUGGUUGUGAUUU
This is a messenger RNA of Scomber japonicus (chub mackerel), 4699 nucleotides long. It is a transcript of the gene ice1, whose product is annotated as KIAA0947-like (H. sapiens). The record is from RefSeq and is a predicted model, not a curated record. The transcript has 19 exons. The coding region runs from base 108 to 4574 and encodes 1488 amino acids. Lineage: Eukaryota; Metazoa; Chordata; Actinopteri; Scombriformes; Scombridae.